Molecule: messenger RNA, 1594 nt
Organism: Drosophila grimshawi
Lineage: Eukaryota; Metazoa; Arthropoda; Insecta; Diptera; Drosophilidae
Gene: Osi6
Product: Osiris 6
Exons: 2
Coding region: 1-960 (319 amino acids)
Source: RefSeq, a predicted model, not a curated record
AUGAACACACCAGUGAUUUCGGUGGUGCUUAACACAAUCAGUUUAGUUCAAAAGAAACAAACAAACAGCAAAACCAUGAAGCACUUCAUUGCCACCGCUUGUGUCCUUCUGCUACUGGCAUCAUCCGGCAUCUCCGCCGAUCCUCUCAAGGCAGCCGCCAACAACGAUGGGAUUCCAUCGCCGGGCGGCGCAUUUGCCAAAUGCCUGGAAGCCGAUUCCAUCUCGUGUCUACAGCUCACGCUCUUCCGCAAGGCCAAGUCCAUCUUCGACAAUCCCGCCAUCGAAAUCUUCGGCGGCGUCUCAUUGGUCAAGGCCAAUGAAGGACGUCAGGGCAAAUCGCUGGACAACACCCUGGCCGUUGAGGCCGCACCCACUGUGGAGGCGCGCACCGCCGAGAUGGGCAACUAUUUCAUGGACAAUGCGAAGAGCUUCUUCGCCGAGCGUUCGCUGAACUUCAACUUUGCCAAUGCCGCACGCAGUGUUGCCCGCGCCAUUCCCGAUGACAUCAAGGCCGAUCUGCGUGAACUGGUUGUUGAGUCGCGUACCCGCAAGAAGAAGCUGCUGAAGAAGUUCCUGCCCAUCCUUUUGGGAGUCGGCGCUAAGGUUGCUGUGCUCGCUGUUGGCGCCAUCAUUGGUCUCUUCUUCAUGGCCAAGAAGGCUCUGAUUGUCUCCGUGAUUGCCUUCGUCCUUGCCCUGGCUGCUGGUGCUUCCAGUGGUUUGAGUCGUCUGGGCGGUUCGGGCGGUUCCGGCGGUGGUCUGCUCGGCGGCUUGGGUGGUCUGUUCGGUGGCAAGAGCUCCAGCUCGUCUUCGGUCAGCUCUGGUGGCUGGUCGUCGGGCGGUGGCUCCUCCGGCGGUGGCUGGUCUUCGGGCGGCAACUCGGGCUGGGAUUCGCAUGGCGCCUACAGUGCGCCAGUGGCCCAGACCAUUGCCUACCAGGGCUACAAGCAGACCAGGCGGUAAGCCAUUGGGGCAUCCAACCCACCAAAACUGAAAUCGAUGAGUGACAAGGAGAGAGAACAUUCGCUGCUAAAGCACACGCACACAAAAUGAUGACAAUUUUCUAUGAAUGUCUAUACAUAUAUAUUUAUAUUUAUUUAUAAAUUAUUUAUUUUAAUUUAUUUACCUAAAACGUGAACGAGAGACGGGGGCGAGGUGCAAAAAAAUCACCCCACCCCCAAGAAACAAACAAAGCCAAUUAAGUGCAUUCCAUAAGAAUGAAUCUCUCAGAAACGAGAGACAACAACAACAAUAACAACAACAACACACCACCAAACACCACUCAACACCACCACCACCACCGAACUUCACUUUUCAUCUACACACCAAAAACAAACAACAGUCAACACCCAACAACACAACACAACAACAUCUACAACAACUACAAUCUAUACUUUACUCUACACACCCUAAUUUCACUCUUCUACUCUGUAAUCUAUACUCUGCUAUCUUAACUGAAUGUUUUCACGGCUUCACUUUGAUUUAUGUGCACAAAAUACUUGAAACUAGUCGCGCCCAUUAAUCAAAGGCAAGUCACUGUUUGCUCUAACUAUCAUCAAUCUAUCAGUCUAUCUAUCUAUCAAUCUGUCUAUCUAUC